GUAAAAAUCACGAGCUUGCAAAAAGCUGCCGCACGCAUCGCAACUUGCGCAAAAGGCAGCCCAAACGCUCGCGGCACGCCCAAAACAACUACCGGCCACCGCCGACAGCACGCGCUUUGCAAAAACUACGCGCGCGCGAAGUUGCUACAUGGACCCAGAAUUGGGCAAAAAAGUUUGCGACGUCGAGGUACCGGCAUCGCAGCCAAAACGCAAAUGUAACAGAGUCUGCCUCAUCGCGGGCUGCUUCGUCGCCCUCGUGCUCCUCUCGCUCGUCGAGCUGCUCGUGCUGCCGCUCCGGAGCUUCGGCGCCGACGACGCGCACAUCAAAAUUUCUUUCGACGGCCGUGACAUAAUUGUCGACGCGCGCGCCCACCCGACGCCGGCGCGGUCAUACCUCCACGAGGCCCGCGUGUCGAGCGCCAAGUGCGACGUUUACACGAGCUUCGACGGCGAAGACGCUGUGAAGACGGCGACGCUUGAUGCCGACGGCGACUGGCCCGUUGCUGCACGAGAGAAUGAAAAGCGCCACGAAUUGCAACUGAGGACCUCGAACAUCGACUUCGACGUCGCGCGGCGCCUCGCCAAGGCCGAGGAGGUCGCGACGGCCUAUGCAAAAUGUGACGUGACUGUGGACAUUGAAUUAUAUGGGGCACUACCAGUAUCUCUCCGCUUCCGGGCGCUCGAGGCGGAAUGGUCUCGCGACAAGGGCGACCUCCGCAAGGAGAUCAAAGUGAAAUUCGACGCGCCUCAAAAGGCCAUCAGCGCGGCGGUCUGGCUCGUUCGCAAAGUGAAAGAGUCUCUGGAGCUGCGCAUUGAGGACGACGGCGCCCUGUCCGUCCAGUGGCACUCGUUCGAGGCGACGCCGGCGCUGCCCGAAGGCGUGACGAGCGUCGACCUCCACCUGCCGCGCGUCGCCUACGACGUCGAGGCGGACGGCGGCAACACGGGCGUCGUCGCAUUUAAUGGAGCCGACCUCCACUUCUCCCACGAGCCGACGCUGCUCGACCUCGACUUCUCGGCGAGCGGCUACGGUCCCGUCGCCCUCGGGACGCUGCAGUCCGCCGUGGACCACAAGGUCUCUCUGGCGAUCUCGGCGCAAGAUCCGGACACCUUCUUCGGUUCGUUGAUUGGCCCGCGCCACGUCGUCGCGCUGCGCUGGGAGAACGACGAGCCCCAACAAAGGCGCCUCGCCGGUACGCGCCAGCUCACGGCCUACGAGGACGCGUGCGGCGCCGCGGCGCGGACCUGCUACACCGUGACCUGGGACGGGACCUACGAGGCCACGGGCUGCUUCGCCAAGCCCGGUCCGCUGUGCGUCUCGGGCGACGUCGUCAACUUGGACGACGGGAAGACCACUAGGUCGUUCGGCGCGGCGGUCGAGGCCUCGCACACGGCCCUUACGGCAGCCAUAGACCUCGACGAGAAGGCGUACGCCUUCGAGGCCUCCGCGGCCGUCGGCGAGGGGGAGGACGUCAAGCUCCGCGUGGUGCUCGGCGAAGACGGCGGCGACGCCCUGUUCGACCUCGUCGGGACGCUCGACGCUGGUUUACCGCAUGACGGAGCCACGGCGCGCGCCGCCCUCAGCUUCGAGCUCGGCGACGACGAGCUCUUCGACGGCGCCCUGGCGGGCGAGGUGGAUUGGUCCGGCAAUGCCUUCACGGCCUCGCUCACGGCCACGGACGACGACCAGGAGGCGUUCCACCUCGCGUUGGCUGGCGAUGGCGAGGUCAACCAGGGCUUGUUCGGCACGACGUCGAUGAUGGCGCGCGUCAACGGCGAGCAGCAGUUUCAGACCACUCUUAACGGAGAGAUCGACUGGUCCGGCGCGGAGCACGACGGUGUCGACGACGUGACGGUCGCCCUGUACGUCAAGACGGACGAUGGCACCGAGCGCUUCCACGUCGCGACGGCGCUGAACGGCGACGACGCGGACGGCCUGAGUGGCACCGCGUCGCUCUACGUCCGCGUUGAUGGAGACAAGGUCCUGGACGGCGGCGUCGGCGGCAGCGCCAAGUGGGGGGACAAUUCGGAUCAUGACGUCGAGGCGGCCAUGACGGUUAUCGCCGACGGGAACGAGCGGUUCUACAAGAAGACGGUGCUGGAUUGGGACAGGGACAAAGACGGAAACGAGGACAGCGCCACGGCGUCGCUGUACGUCCGCGUCGACGGUGAGAAGGUCCUGGACGGCAGCGUUGGGGGAAGCUCGAAAUGGGACCACGACUACGUCUGGGAAGGCGCGCUGACGGUCACGUCUGACGACGCGGAGAAGUUCCACACGGCCUUGACGCUGGACGAGUUAUCUGGGUUGGAUCAGCGGAUUCGUGGCGCGGCGGCGCUCCAGAUGCGGAUCAACGGCGAGAAGCUCGUCGACGGCGGCUUUGACGGUAGGGCCAAGUGGGGGGACAAGUCGGAUCAUGACCUCGAGGUGAAACUCACGAUCACGGAGAGCGACGAAGAGCGAUUCCACACGGACAUGACGCUCGACGGCGACGCCGACGCGGGUUUGAGCGGCGCCUCGGCGCUCGUCGUGAGGAUCGCGGGCGACGAGGUCGUCGACGCCGCGGCCGCGGGAGCGGUGAAGUGGGGUGGUGACUCCGCGCACGACUUCGAGCUGUCGACGACGCUGACCAACGACGGGGCGGAGCUGUUCGACACGGCGUUCGAGCUGGACCAACACGAUUCCCGGUCGGGCCAGUUGGUCUGGACGGUCAGGCUCGACGGCGACGAGCGCCUCUACACGCACCUGGACGGCCAGGGCGACGUCGAGGACGGGGAAGUCUCCGGGUCGUCGGGCGUAGUCCUGCGCUUGGGCGGCGAAGACACCUUCGACGGCUCCAUGAGCGGCAGCGUCGAGUGGCAGGAGGCCUCGGAGGGCGGUGACGCGACGGUCGCGUUCUCGCUGAUGGAGGGCGCCGUCGAGCGGUUCGGACUCGACCUGGCACUGCACGGCGAGGUCGACGGGAAAGUAGAGGGCUCCACCGACGUGACGGUCCGACUCGACGGCGACGCGAAGGACUACGAGGUCAGCGGUAGCUUCGACUGGGAUGAGGAAAUCGUUGUCGGUAUGAGCUUCAAGGACGCCCAUCUGGAGCGGUUCGCGUUGGAAAUGACGGCGUCCGGCGACAAUGAUGAUGGUCUGUCGGGCAAGACGGGCCUCUCGAUCAGCGUCGACGGCGACGAGUUGGUGGACGCGCUCCUAGAGGGCGAACUGUCCGUCGACGACCUCGUGUCACUUUCUGCCUCACUCCACAACAAGAACGAAGAGGUCUUCUCGAUGGCGCUGGGCGCGGAGGGCGACACGGACGACCGGCUCUACGGCAAGACCACGCUGCAGAUGUCCGUCUCCGACGAGGAGCUCUUCGACGCCCACGCGGAAGCGAGCGCGGACUGGUCCUGGCGCCACGAGGACGACUUCCAGCUCACGACGCAUCUGCUAAAUCAGAACGAGGAGCUCUUCCGCAUGAAGAUGACGGCGCGCGGCGAUGACGCGGACGGCUUGCAGGGAGAGACGUCGCUCAUGGUCGCCAUCGCCGAAGAGGAGCUGCUGGACGGCCGCGUCACGGGGAGCGCGCGGUUCUCCGGAGGGGACGACGUCGCUCUCGCUUUCACCGUGGAGAACCAGAACAAGGGGCUCGUCAGCGCGCAGAUGACGGCACACGGCGAGAGCGACGAUGCGCUGCUGCUCGGCGAGACGACUCUGGAAUUGACCCUCGCCGAGGAGAAGGCCGUCGACGCGACCGCCCACGCCUCGGCGCGCUGGGAGGACGACUGGGUCCUGAAGCUGAGCCUCGCCAACGACAACGCCGCGAUUUUCGCCAUCGACGGGACGCUCGACGGCAAGGUCGAACUCGGCAGUUUGAGCGGCGACGGCGCCGGCACGCUCGUCGUCACGCUGGGCGACGAGAAGGCUCUCGACCUCGCCUACGAGGGCGCAGUCUCGACUGACCCAAUGGAACUGAGCGCCGCCCUCAGCAAUGGCGGCGACAAUAUCAUGAGCCUGGAGGCCUCGGGCUCGUGGGACAAACGUGACGGCGGCGGCGUCGAUGGGGCGUGCUCGAUCGACCUGUCGACGGGAGGCGACUCGCUCUUCACUUUCGGCGGCACCCUUGGCGCGAACGAUAUCGAAGCGGGCGACCGCGUCUGCCUGUUCAUGGACAUGGACCUGGACAAGCGCGGCAUGCUCGGUAGCAAGGCCGUAUCUUCGGAGUUGGCCAUGGGUCUGGCCAUCGACGACUGGGGCUCGGGCCUCCAGAUCGCGCAGAGCGAGGCGACGAUGGCCAUGACCGGUGCGGGGCUGGGCAACGGGUUCACGGUCGGCACGUGGGACGCCGACAAGGCCUCGGAGCCCGUAGAUAGAGACGCGUGCGACGCGACGGCCGAGGUCUCGAUGGACGUCUUCGUGUCGUCGAUUGAGAAGCGCAAGUGGGUCCCGCCGACCAAGGCGCCGACUUCGGCCCCGACGACGAAGCCGACGCCGCAGCCCACGCACGCGCCGACGCCGCGGCCGACGCCGACGCCGACGCGUGCGCCGACGCCGACCCCGACGCCGGGACCAACGCUCGCACCGACAGAAGCUCCGGUCGUCGCCGGUUCCCUCACGCUGUCCGGCAUCUCGGUCGCCGACGCCAGCGGAGAAGAAUCCAAGGCCGUUCUCCGGGGCGCCAUCGCCGACGUCGCGGGCGUGUCGAAGAGCGCAGUAACGAUCCUGGGCGUGGCGUCGGCGUCGGCGCGGCGCCGCCGGCUUCAGGCCGGCGUCGUCGUCGACUACAAAAUCGAGUUGACGGACCACGAGGCGUCGGAGGAUGCAGCCGCCAACCUCGCGAGUGCCAGUCCCACGGAGGUCGAUGAGGCGAUCGUCGACGCCGCGAAGGACGAGAACGCGGAGGCCGUGUUCGCGGCCGUCGCCACCACAUCACUGACGUCCACCGUCGUCGCCGCGACCGACGCCCCGACCGCCGCGCCGAGACCGACGCCGCGGCCCACGCCCGAGCCAGCGGGCGGCUCGUCGGGCGGCGGUUCGGCGAAUAACGCGGGCGGCGGCGUCAUGAUCAUUGCCAUCGCGGUCUGCGCCGUGGUCCUCGUACUGUGCGGCGGUGGCGGUAUCUACUACUACAGGCGUAACAAAAUGCCGCGGGUCCUCACGCCGACGCGCGCGGAGAAACUCGAAGCGGAAUGGAGCACACGGCUCCCGACGCCGAAGGCCCUGCCGGCCGACGAGGAAACGAAGGAGGUCGACGUCGCGGAGGUCGACCUCGAGGAGGCUCGCGAGGCCCCCGUUUCCGCGAUGCCGCCGCCGCCGCCCUGUUUCUGCAGCCAGUGCGGCGCACCGCUGCGGGGCCAGUUCUGCAGCCAGUGCGGCGCCCGGGCCGCAUGAUUUGCAUUUAUUUCCUUCCUUCCCCGUUUCCCUUUUCUGAUCCAAGCCAAGUUGUAGAGUCAAGUUGUAAUAUCAAGUUUACCAUA
Messenger RNA from Pelagomonas calceolata, 5460 nucleotides. The record is from the annotation of a GenBank genome assembly. NCBI's taxonomy places the organism in Eukaryota, Pelagophyceae, Pelagomonadales, Pelagomonadaceae.